This is a messenger RNA of Melanotaenia boesemani (Boeseman's rainbowfish), 4707 nucleotides long. RefSeq names its product integrin, alpha 11a (gene itga11a). Gene Ontology annotation, cellular component: external side of plasma membrane; integrin complex. The transcript is spliced from 30 exons. Gene Ontology annotation, molecular function: integrin binding. Gene Ontology annotation, biological process: integrin-mediated signaling pathway; cell-cell adhesion; cell-matrix adhesion. The record is from RefSeq and is a predicted model, not a curated record. Bases 75 to 3653 code for a protein of 1192 amino acids. Lineage: Eukaryota; Metazoa; Chordata; Actinopteri; Atheriniformes; Melanotaeniidae.
CAUUCAUCCCCAUACACCCUUACCCAGUCCUCCCUCAUACGCACUGUCACGUGCAUGCUUGCAGCAGUAAACAUAUGGAGUACUACUGCGUUCUUCUGCUCUGGAUCUGCAGCCAGCAGUUAGGAUUCCUUGACUGCUUCAACAUUGACACAAAGAAACCCAGGGUCAUCAAAGGCCCUAAACAAGCCCAGUUUGGAUACACUGUUCAGCAACAUGUGGCCAGUGGGGGAGAAAAAUGGUUAUUAGUGGGUGCCCCAUAUGAAAUGAAUGGACCUUACCAGACAGGGGAUGUUUAUAAAUGUUCACUGAGCAAACGAAUCAAUGGCAAUGGUUGCUCGAAACUCAAUUUAGGAAGGAUAUCUUUGACCAACGUAUCAGAGCGAAAGGACAAGAUGAGGCUGGGAAUGACACUCACAACAAACCCUAAAGACAACAGCUUUGUGGCCUGUGGGCCACUAUGGUCCUAUGAGUGUGGCAGCUCUUACUACAGCACAGGAAUAUGCUCCAGAGUCAAUGCAAGCUUCAAGUUUUCCAGAACGAUUGCUCCUGCCUUUCAGAGAUGUGAAACUUACAUGGACAUUGUGAUUGUCCUUGAUGGUUCAAACUCCAUCUACCCCUGGUAUGAAGUGCAGGCGUUUCUCAUCAACAUUCUUCAGAAGUUCCAUGUUGGACCAGGUCAAAUACAGGUUGGAGUUGUGCAGUAUGGUGAGAAGGUGGUCCAUGAAUUUAAACUGAGUGACUACAAAUCAGUUGAGGAGGUGGUGAACAGGGCACGCAGCAUCGACCAGCGUGGUGGAGAGGAGACAAACACAGCUCUUGGCAUCAACGUAGCACGCUCACAAGCUUUCAAACAAGGAGGUCGACGUGGUGCCAAGAAGGUAAUGAUAGUGAUAACUGAUGGAGAGUCACAUGACAGCGCUGAUCUCCAGCAAGCCAUUGAAGACAGUGAGAAGGAUGGCAUCACCCGUUAUGCCAUUGCUGUGCUUGGUUACUACAACCGUAGAGGAAUCAAUCCUGAAGCCUUUCUCAACGAAAUCAAGUACAUCGCAAGUGACCCUGACGACAAACACUUCUUUAAUGUAACAGACGAGUCAGCACUGAAGGAUAUUGUGGAUGCACUUGGAGAGCGCAUCUUCAGUUUGGAAGGAACCAGUAAGAAUGGGACAGCGUUUGGCCUCCAGAUGUCUCAGGCAGGUUUUUCCGUCCAUAAUGUGGAGGAUGGGAUACUGGUAGGUGCUGUUGGUGCUUAUGAUUGGAAUGGAGCAGUACUAAAGGAAAUACGACAGGGGAAGGUGAUCCCCUCAAAGGCAUCCUACACACAGGAGUUCCCUGAAGAGCUCAAAAAUCAUGGUGCCUACUUGGGUUAUACUGUAACAUCUGUGGUGUCAGCCAGAAAUGGCCGCCUGCUUGUAGCAGGAGCUCCACGAUUUAACCACACCGGCAAAGUGAUCAUCUUCACUCUGAAGAACUCUGGGAACCUCACCGUCCUGCACUCACUCAAAGGUCAUCAGAUUGGCUCCUACUAUGGCAGUGAGAUUGCACCUGUGGAUAUUGAUGGAGACGGUAUAACUGACAACCUUUUGGUGGCAGCACCGAUGUUCUUCAGUGCAGGCUUGGAGAAAGGAAAAGUCUACAUUUACCGAGUAACAGAGCUGAAUCGUUUUGUCUUUGAAGGAGUGUUGGAAAUCCAUAAUGGUGGCCAGAAUGCUCGCUUUGGUUCAUCCCUUGCUCCUGUCCCAGAUCUGAAUGGUGAUGGGUUCAAUGACUUGGUUGUUGGGGCACCUUUGGAAGAUGACCACAAAGGAGCUAUCUAUGUUUUCUUUAGCCAGCACAACAGAAUACUGCGAAAAUAUAAACAGAGAAUCGCAGCAGCAGAUUUGGCUCCAGGUCUGCAGUACUUUGGCCGCAGCAUUCAUGGCACCAUGGACAUGAAUGAUGAUGGUUUAGUGGACCUGGCAGUAGGUUCCCUUGGUGCUGCUGUUCUACUUUGGUCACAGAGUGUUGUCCGGAUAUAUGCCACUGUCAACUUUGAGCCCAGCAAGAUCAACAUCUUUGUAAAAGACUGUCAGAGAGGUGGCAAAGACGUGACCUGCAUGUCAGCCAUUGUGUGUUUCAACAUCACUGCCAUGACAGCCAUUCCUCCUGCACAGGACAUCGGGAUCAAGUAUAAUAUCUCCAUUGUUGAGAGACGUUUCAGCCCUCGAGCCAUAUUGGAUGACCUGAAUAUGCUGCAGCCUCAAAACCUGACUCUUCUUCCUGGACAAGAGACCUGCCAACACAUUUACUUCCACGUCAUGGAGACCACAGACUAUGCAAGGCCCAUAGUGUUUGCUGUGCAAGUAGGGCUGCAAGAUCCGGACCAUGCACCUGUUCUGGAUGAAAGCUGGCCCACUCUUGUGAAGACAGAGCUUCCCUUCUGGAAUGGCUGUGAUGAGGAUGACCGCUGCAUCCCUGACCUGUCGCUGCACAGUACAACCGACCUGAUGACUCGAAAUCAGUUCUGUGCCCAUCCUGUGCAGUCUCGUGGUGUUUUCUGUCGCCACCAAAGUGAAGGAGGGUCUGUGGGAUCUCUGCGGGUGCUUGAGGCAAACACAAGGAGGAUGGUGGUGGAUGUCAAACUGGAGAACAAAGGAGAGAAUGCCUAUAAUGCUCUCCUUAAUAUCACUUACACAUCAAACCUACGUUUCUCUAGCCUCAUAGUCAAGGAUAAUUCUGACAUCAAAAUUGAAUGUUACAUGGAGGACAAGUUGAAGAAUGAGAAGAUUUGCAACGUCAGCGCACCAUUCAUGAGAGCCAAAAUGCAGGUGUCAUUUCGUCUAGAGUUUGAGUUCAGUCGUACCAACUUCCUAGAUCACCUCAGAGUUAUCCUGGAGGCCAGCAGUGAUGGGGAGGAAAUAAGCACAGCUGAUAAUUUCAACAAUAUCUAUUACUCACUGAAAUAUGAGGGCGACCUUCUCUUCACGAGGCAUUCAAAUCCUACUCGGUAUGAGAUCAAAUCAGAGCUGUCACUGGAGGAGCCUGGCAUUAUCGGCCCUCCUUUCAACUUUACUUUCCAGAUCCAGAACCUUGGAUACUUUCCAGUAAGGGAUCUGCAGCUGAACAUUGAGAUCCCAGAAAUGACGAAAAAUGGAAACCAGCUCUUGCAGAUAUCUGAUUUCCAUAUUGACCAGAGAGAUGGCACACACUGUUUACCACCUCAGCAUGUAGCACAGAGCAGGGCAUCACCUGAGGAUCUCUCACGCUUUUCUCGCUUGAACCAGUCCAACACGCUAACCCUGCCAAUCCAGUGUGCAGUCAAUGUAGCUUCCUACAGAGAAAUUGCAGCUAGAAUCACAGGGGCACUGAGAAUAGAUACGCUACACGCUCUGAAGUUUAAAAUCUUGGAACUGGUAACUACUGCUUCAGUGGAGCUGCCCCCUUCCAGCCCCAUGUUUUUACAUGAAGAGAGGCCUGUCAGGCAUAUAAUAUUGGAGAUCAGGAAGGAAGGAGAUUACAGGAUCCCCACCUGGAUUAUCAUUGGUAGUACGCUGGGAGGACUGUUGUUGUUAGCUCUACUCAUUCUGGCUCUAUGGAAGCUCGGCUUCUUCCGGAGGCAGAAACGGAGAGACAAGGACGAGCAGGAAGUUAACGGGAAGGUGGCGGAAGAGCGGUAACGCAGGCUGAUGGCUCUCAGCAGAUGCCUUUUCCAAAGGGGACGCCACACUCAGGGACCAACCCAACUUCCCCCUGCCUCCUCAUCAUGGCAGUGGCAGUACAUAGAUGGCUCCACAUGACCGCUGAAGCAAGGCUUAUUCAGUGCACUGGACCUGUCCCAUGCCAUGACCCCUGACCCCAGAGUCAGCACUGUCACACUCACUUAGAAAUCCUGCACUGUUGGGAUUAAGGGUCUCUUUUUAUCUAUGCAUUCCACCGUCCACGAUGUCAUCCCACCACAGAUCUUGGAGCUCUGGUGCUUAUUUUUUAAAGCAAUUGUAAAGAGAAAUGAAGUGAGCUUUAAUUGAUCUAUUCCAAAGAUUUCAGGAUAUGUUUUGCCUUUCAGGCAAAUAGUAGGCGAUCAGUCUUUUAUCUCUUCUUGGUGUGUAUUUAUUUGUCUUUGGAAAAGUUUGAAUUACAUGAAAAACCUCAAGGGUGACUUGGCACCCAACAAUUACCAUAAAUGUAAAGAUAUAUUGUAUAUUAAAUUUGAAGUUCAAAGGUUUUUAUCUGCAGCAGGUUCAGUUGACAUAAUUUAUUAAGAACCAAAACUGAACUGAAGUCACCCAAGUACGAAGAAUAUUCAUGAACACUUUUUUUCAACUUGUAGAAAGAAAAAUGCUAUAAUUUUGCAUCCUGUAAAACAUGCAGGAUGAUUUUUUUAAAUAUUUGAUGCACUUUUUACAUGUAUGUACAAAAUUAACUUGAAUUUGUAAAUAGUCAAGUGCCUUUUAAAAUCAUUUCAAUGUUAUGACUUACAAUGUUUUCCAGAUUUUUUUAUAGCAAUCCUUUUUUUUAACUUAAGAGAAAAUUCAGUUAUGUGUUACAAAACCUAUUACAAUAUGACACAGUCGCAUGCCUUUUAACAUGCACAGCAUCAAAGCUAAGGGUGUACAUUACAUAUUGCCAAUAAUUUUUCAAGAUAAGCAAAUUUAUAUUGAGCUGUCACUAAAUGAUAAGCAAAGGCAAAAAACACGAGUCCAGUUAAUGCAUAUUUCUCCUGGCGUUGUAUUG